UCAAUGUUGUCAGCUGUUGCCGUUUCGAAUAUCGCUGUGGCGCUGUCAAAUGACAUGAGUAUCAAGUUAGUUGUGGGAAUUUCGGCUUGACGGAUUUAAAUUUUCGCUUUCGUUACUGCAAAUGCGAGCCUUUUCACCACAGAAAAGGAAGAACCAUGGAACAGCCAAAUCAAACAAGAAUGGGUCGAGAUAUUGCCAUUUCAUGGCCAGAAAUAAUCCGGUGGGCUAAGAAACAGAGUUCAACUGCAUGUCUACGCAUGGCUCAAAAAAUAGAAAGAAUUGCUACUCACUACCAUAUUGCUGAGGCAUUAGAUGAUCUCGUGGCAUGUGCAGCACAAAAUCCGCUUAUAGCACUUUUCAUUAUUGCUGUAAUAGCAUCAUGUGGACUGCCAGUUUUGAUAUUCUUGUUGUUUGUAAUUAUCUCAUUCCUUAUUACAUUCACGGGAUUUGUUUUUAUUGAAGGAACAAUUCUUGCAAUAGGAUCAGCACUAUUCUGCGCAUUCAUAUUCAGUGCACUGACUACACUGGCAGUUACAGCUUCAGUAAUUGCUUUAAUGUAUUUGGGAUUAAAUGAAGCAUAUGAUUAUCUUCAGACAAAUCUCUCCAACAUUCAACAUUCUGAAGCCAACAUUCAGGAUGCUCGAGUGACAUCAAAUGAGGAGAGGAACUCAAUAUAAAAAUUAAUUUUGUAUUUGGCACCAAUUUAACUUGUUAACCAUGCAAGAAUAGCCAGAGCAAAAUGCAGAACAGAAAGGAAGAGAUAUUGCCUAUGAAGUUUUUUACAAUGUACGUUUAAACAUUUCUGCUGCUAGUGUCUGACAUUUUUACUUUGUAUUUAGGAUAAGUGAGGAUUCUGUAAUUCUUGCAAGAAAAUGGUUCCUUUAGAACUUAAAUAAUUCCUCAGGUGUCCAACAAGCCAUCGGUUUCUUCUUUUAUAGCUGAAACAGCAUUGAAGAGACUCUGUUUUGUGCAAACUGAAGAUCAGAAUAUUAUGUGAAUAUUCAGAUGUUAUUGGUAUUGCCAUGUUUUCCAACCAAAUAAUUUUUUAUUGUGAAAUUUAAUUCCCAAUCUGUAACUUAAAGGCACAAUGACAUCUUAGUGAUUUGAUUUACUUGUGAGUUGUGUAUACCAGUACCAUAAGAGUAUACCAUUAUCACUGAAACAUAACAACACUAUUAACUGGAUAAAGUAAGAAAUAAAAUGUAAUUAUUAUAUAUUGUGACAGUUGAAACUUUGUGACAUACCGUGAUUCAAACUUUAAUUUUGUUGGUUUAUGAGCAAUAAGUUCAUCUGCUAGACUAACUAUUCAUGAAAAGUUGGAGCAUACCUCCACAUCUGACACCAAUUUGUAAAUGAUGUUUCCAUCAUGGCUUCUGUUCAUUCAUUCGUUCAUUCAUUUCAGUUAGUUUAAUUCAAUUCAUAUGUAAAGGUAAAUGAGUGUUAUGAUCUGUGACAUCAGUCUUGAGAGAAUUUUCAUUUUCUUCUGUAUAUAUAUGAGUGUGAAGGAACACAUAGGUACUAAAAGCAAUGAAUGUGUAAAUAUGUGGAAAUUUUUUUGGCCACAUACUAAGAUGACAGCACGAUUUAUUGCAUAAGACUGAACAGUAGAAUAAUUGGAAGAAUAAAUUCAUUUAUAUUUGGA
Schistocerca cancellata (South American locust) is the source of this 1642-nucleotide messenger RNA. RefSeq lists its product as uncharacterized. NCBI's taxonomy places the organism in Eukaryota, Metazoa, Arthropoda, Insecta, Orthoptera, Acrididae. The transcript has 4 exons. The coding region runs from base 156 to 677 and encodes 173 amino acids. The record is from RefSeq and is a predicted model, not a curated record.